Molecule: messenger RNA, 549 nt
Organism: Pollicipes pollicipes
Lineage: Eukaryota; Metazoa; Arthropoda; Thecostraca; Pollicipedomorpha; Pollicipedidae
Product: peflin
Exons: 4
Source: RefSeq, a predicted model, not a curated record
UGAUACCAACCAGGGCCGAGGGAUUUCCCCAUUGGUCCCCUGACGCUGAUCUUGUCGCGGACGGGCGCAGGGGACGGGCGUUGACGUGCGGGUGGACCUGAAAACCUCACCAUGAGCAAGGCUUCUGCACCUCCUGACUUUCAGCCUCCAACUGAUGGGCCACCCAGCUAUAACCAAGCUAUGACUGAAGGUGCUGCCUACCAGCCAACACCAGGUCCUGCCGACUACAAGGCUCCACCGAUGCCCCAGGUCGCGUCUCCGUACGGUCCGCCAGGCGGCGCUGGACCCUCGCCGUACGGCCAGGGACCCGGUGUGCCGUACGGCCAGGGGCCCGGUGUACCGUACGGCCAGGGGCCCGGUGGACCGUACGGCCAGGGGCCCGGUGGACCGUACGGCCAGGGACCCGGCGUGCCGCACGGCCCUGCCCAGCAGCAGCAGUACGGACAGUACGGCGCUCCGCCAGGUGUGCCCCUGCAAGCGGCGCCGCCGGCACAGACGCACCUGGUCACGGUGGCCGGUCCCAACCCGGCCCACAUGAUGUGCCCGCAC